UAUGACCACGACGCCGUGCGUUGUCUGUGCCGGUUGAAGAGAGACGUGCGCAGUUGGAGCCGUUUGGCGCAGCAGAAAAAUAAGGCGGCCUUCUUUCAUGUAAUCAGAGUUGUUCGUGCACAGACCAGUUUCUUGUAGUUUAAAGAAUCAGUGUUGGAUUUUAUUUGGGAGAGAUAUUGUUAGAUUCAAAACGGAACCAUGAGUUCGCUAAAUGUAAAGAAACUGAAAGUAAACGAGCUGAAAGACGAACUAAAAAAGCGUCAGCUUUCAGACAAGGGGCUGAAGGCCGAGCUAAUGGACCGGCUACAGGCCGCAUUGGAUGAAGAGGCCCUGGCUCAAGACGCCUCCGUAGAGCAGGAUACCGAAGAAAACGGGGCGGAUGGUGGAAACGGUGAGGAGAGUUUGCUAGAAGAAGUGAAGGAGGAUGAGGACGAUGUGAUCUCUAAGGGCAAAGAAGCCGAAGAGGAGCAAGGAGAUGAGGAUGGUGUAGAGGCGGACGAAACAACAGCGGCUGAAUCUGAGGACCUCGGUGACCAAGAAGAUUUUGACAUGGGUGGUGCAGAGGAGGGCGAUGGCGACGACGACGACGACCUCGGUGAAGAGGACGAUGCGAUACUGAAGGAGGACGACGAGGAUGUGGAUAAAAUCGACGAGGAAGAUGGUGAGCCGGAAUCUCAGUCGGCAGAGGGGGAUGCGGACAAAGACACCAAUGCUGAUCAGAAGAAUAAGAAGGGUGUUAAGAGACGCCGAGAGGAACAUGGAAGGGGCUACUUUGAAUUUAUUGAAGAAAGCAAAUACAGCCGGGCCAAGUCCCCCCUGCCCCCACUGGAAGAAGAGGAUGAAGAGUUUGAUGACACACUCGUCUGUCUGGACACACACAACUGUGACCUGCACUUCAAGGUGUCCCGGGAUCGUUACAGCGCCUCCUCCCUCACCAUGGAGAGCUUUGCUUACCUGUGGGCAGGUGGAAGGGCCUCCUACGGCGUGGCCAAGGGCAAGGGUGGAUUUGAAAUGAAGGUCAUUGAGAAGAUCCCAGUGAAACACAUCUCCAGCAAAAACCUUGAUAUCCAUGAGGUGCAGGUGGGCUGGUCUCUGGCCAAUGGCAGCCUUCUGUUGGGCGAGGAAGAACACUCUUUCGCCUACUCCGGCAAGGCCAAGAAGACCACUAACUGCGAGACUGAGGACUAUGGUGAAACCUUCGAUGAGAAUGAUGUUGUUGGCUGCUUCAUCAACUUUGAUGGUGAUGAAGUGGAGCUCUCCUUCUCCAAGAACGGCCAAGACCUGGGUGUGGCCUUCAAGGUCAGCAAGGAGGCUCUGGCCGGCCAGACCCUUUUCCCACACGUGAUGUGCCACAACUGUGCCGUGGAAUUCAACUUUGGCCAGCUGGAGGCGCCCUACUUCCCCGAGCCCGAGGGGUUCUCCUUCCUGCAGCAGGUGGCCCUCGACGACCGGGUCCGUGCACCCAAGGGACCAGCAAGCAAGAGCGACUGCGAGGUGAUCAUGAUGGUGGGCCUCCCUGGAUCAGGCAAGACCGUGUGGGUGAAGAAGCACAUGGAGGAAAACCCUGGCAAAUACAACCUGCUGGGCACCAACACCAUCCUGGAGAAGAUGAUGAUUGGCAGUCUGAAACGCCAGAAUAAAGACGUUACAAAGCUCACAGCCAUCUCCCAGCGUGCCCCUCUCUUCCUGGGCAAAUUCAUUGAAAUCGCUGCCCGCAAGAAGAGGAACUAUAUCUUGGACCAGACAAAUGUGUCUGCCCCUGCCCAGAGGAGGAAGAUGUGCCUGUUCGCAGGCUACCAGCGCAAGGCGGUAGUAGUGUGCCCCACAGACGAGACCUAUAAAGAGAGGACCCAGAAGAAGGCAGAGACGGACGGCAAAGACGUGCCCGAACACGCCGUGCUCAAGAUGAAGGGACUGUAUGCCCUGCCGGAGGUGGGCGAUUGCUUCACUGAGGUGACUUACGUGGAGCUGGAGAAGGAGGAGGCCACCAAGGUGCUUGAGCUGUACAAGGAGGAGAGCAAGACCACACUGCCCCCAGAGAAGAAGGCUAACCCUGGAGCCACCUCUCCCAAGAAGGGGGGCCAGCCACGCAACCGGACAGGGAAGAACCGCGGAGGUGGCGGACCCGGAGGCCAACGAGGAGGCGGAGGCGGUGGCAGAGGCAGUUUCCAAAACCGAGGCAACUUCCGAGGAAUGCCAGGACCUCGUGGUGGUGGCGGCGGCUACUCUCGCCCACCUAGAGGCUUCUUGCCACCCCCAGUCUUCCGCGGGGGCUUCAACAACCGUGGCAACUUCAACCGGAGUGGUGGUGGUGGUGGUGGCGGCGGCGGUGGCAUGUCCAGUCGUGGUGGCGGAGGACCCAUUAGGAACAAAAUGGGAGGCAGCAGGGGCAGACCCAUGCAUCACGGCGGCCCAAUGAACCGAGGAGGAGGAGGAGGAGGUGGUGGAGGAGGAGGUGGUGGUGGCAGCAUGAGCCGGGGUGGAGGCGGACCCAACAGAGGAGGAAACUACAACCAGUUCCGGGGAAGGGGAGGCAACCAGCAUCAGCAUCAGCACCAGCACCAGCAUCAGCAUCAGCCUCAACAUCAGCAUCAGCAUCAGCCUCGUGGCAACAAGAAUGGCGGCAACUUUGGCAUGAACAAAGCCCAGGCCUUCAACCAGAGCUGGCAGCAAGGGUUUUGGAAUCAAAAGCCAUGGAGCCAGCAGUACCAGCCUGGAUAUUACUGAGGGCUUUCUCUGUUGGACUGGUUGCUUCAGUAGAAGUCUACCCACUCACCCAUGGAGAUUCCCUCCUUGCUCUUCAUCUCUCCAUUUAUUCCUUUCUCUUUAUAUCCCCCUUUUCCUUUCAUUUUAUAAGUCGGCUUUUAAAUUCAGUAGAACCCAUAAACAAAGGAGGGACACUCAUUCCACAACUGUCAGGAGGAGAGUCCGGGCUUCUCUCUCUCCCUCCAUCUCUUCUCCCCUUUAUCCCUCUCUCCCUCCAGAGCAGAAUGGUUUCACCUUUCCGUUUUAUUUUUGUACAUUUUAUUGGGAUGUUUUUGCUUUUUUUUUUUUGUUGUUAUUUUGUUUUAAAAGAAAACCCCACCCCUUUUAUCCAACGAGUCAUCCGGUCCCACAAUGUUCACUAUGGGUGUUUUGUGGGGGGGAGGGGGGGGGGGUGUAAUGCUUUGCAAGAAUUUCAGGGUUGUGCAUUUUAUGCUGUACUGUCAUUUUUAUGAAAUGUAAAUUAUUUUUCCCUUUUCAUAGUUAUCAGUAUUGUUCGCGUAAACCCCUUAUUUUUGAAACACUUAAAAUCCCCCUGAAGUUAAGCCCCCUUUUUUUAAGUGCAUGUUGCUGUUGUGAGUAAAUUUAAUUGGUAGUGAAUCAGCAGCUGAGUUUGCCCAUGUAACCGAUGAAGGUGUGCCCUGCAGAACUAGAUUGCUCCUUUUGUGUGCGAGUGUUUUUGAGAUAUUUGUUGGAAAAAAAAAAAAAAAAAAAAUUAUAAUAAUGUCAAGCCUGUUCUAGUUAAACUUCAUAGGUUUACAAUAAACGGGUUACUUGCUUUUUUACAAACUUGAAUGGCUGGUGACUGAUUUGAUUAUCUCUCUUUAACCAAUAAACUUCAAAGGUGCUAGUGAGCCUUUGAAGGAAAGCUAUACCGGUCCCACUCUUACCCUUAAUGGGACCUGCCAACAAUUUUGUCUUCCCGUUCUAAAACUACCAAGAGGGAGGACACAACCAAAUCAACCAGCUUUGAUCAAAGAGUGCGGAGAAGAAACGGGAAAAAUUAGUUUAUAUGAAUAGUGCUUGAUACAGGUGGCACAUUACUUUAACACAGAUCAUGUGAGACCUCCUACUGACGGUGUUUGAAAUUAAACUCUUUUCUAUGUCAUUUCUCAGGAGUUGUAAAUUGUACAUCUCGAUUUCAUUUAGAGCUCGGGUUUGAUAUUUAAAGAAAAAUUAAUUAGCAUUGUUUUCACAUUCAUAAUCUGAUUUGUUUCUUUAGCACACACUUGAAGGCAUUGCUCCGAGGUCAGCUGUAGAUAAGCUGGUAGUGUGGGCUGGCGGUGAUAAAAUUAAGAGGUUUAUCUCUAAAAGCAGCCAAAGUCACUUUGGGGAGCUUUGAUUUCAGAUAGCUAUGGCCAGUACGACCUGUGCCAAGUUGGGGCUUUAAAGUCGGCAGCACUCUGGGGGUAGAUCCUGGGAAGUGAGCGCAAACGUCGUCUAUUCCAUGCAAGAUUAGCCAAACACUCCUAAGGUUUUUGAGUGAACGAGUCCUGUUUGUUCUGACUAGUAUUGAUAUGUAUGAUGGUAUGACCUUUUUAAAUAGAAUGGAAAGUAUUUGCAUUUUUGACAUGGUCUGAUGAAGCUUCAUUAGAAUCAGCGUCAUUUGAUAUUUGCACAAAUGACUGAUGAAAUUAAUAGAUAUUUGUUAUUUAAUUCCAAAAUGUUAGGAACGUUUGUAAUUCAGGAUGCAUAACCACCCUCAUGUGGGUGCUGUCUGGCCCGUAAGGAAGCCAGUUUGUUUUGAUGGUAUGGCUAUUUGACUGCACUACAUUAUAAAAUAAGCAAGUUGGUAUCAGACGCUGUACUUGUUUCCAUUUAUAGAUAGAUUUUAGGGUGGCAUUGGACCUCCCUAGCCAUGGCAGCUAUUUUUAUACAGUAAUUAGAUGCCAGUCUUUAGAGAAACCUUGACAUUGGUUUGUCAAAUCCUCCUUUCAAAUGACAAAAUCCUUUCAGUAACUUCACAUACCUGUAGUUAUUUCUUUCCCGUCUUGCUUACUAAUUGCAAUGGUAUCCAUCCUGGUUAUUUUGUCAUUGCAAUGGCUCAGUUGUCACACAGCAUUAUAUUGCCUGCAUUACAUUAUAUUUACAUCACCUAUACUCUUUUUUUUAUACUGUAAUGCUCUUGUUCAAAGCGGCUUACAAAAGUAGCUGUUUACUACAUUGCCAUACUGGUGUGCUUGCGAUACACUCUGGAUACUAGGCUCAGAUUUGACUCGGUGGACAACUGAAUGUCUUUGAAGUGGACGUUGCAAUAUGUAGUGUUGCUCUUUAGAGUCAUCUCUGCUGUUCACAUUUACAACAAGUUUUGUGUUAUGUAUGCUUGCAAUUCAGUCGGUUAUUUGAGUUACCUUUGUAAGCUCCAACAUUCAGCUCAUCCAGAGUUGUUUUCCAUGGACAGUGGCUAUUAUUCAGAGAAUACUAUUGUAUAUGUUGAUGUGUGAUUGAUGCAUAUUUCUGUUACCACGUUAAACUAUAUCCCACUGGAAACCAGGACAAUGUUUCGCACAGGACACAAUAAACAGACGAUCUAA
Messenger RNA from Clupea harengus (Atlantic herring), 5297 nucleotides. RefSeq names its product heterogeneous nuclear ribonucleoprotein Ub (gene hnrnpub). Gene Ontology annotation, cellular component: ribonucleoprotein complex; nucleus. Lineage: Eukaryota; Metazoa; Chordata; Actinopteri; Clupeiformes; Clupeidae. Gene Ontology annotation, biological process: positive regulation of transcription by RNA polymerase II; alternative mRNA splicing, via spliceosome. The record is from RefSeq and is a predicted model, not a curated record. Gene Ontology annotation, molecular function: RNA binding; protein binding; promoter-specific chromatin binding.